This is a messenger RNA of Gaeumannomyces tritici R3-111a-1, 2426 nucleotides long. RefSeq lists its product as hypothetical. The record is from RefSeq and is a predicted model, not a curated record. Bases 168 to 2003 code for a protein of 611 amino acids. NCBI's taxonomy places the organism in Eukaryota, Fungi, Ascomycota, Sordariomycetes, Magnaporthales, Magnaporthaceae. The transcript is spliced from 2 exons.
CUACCUUGCGACUUCUAUCCUACCGCGCUUCCAAAUAUCAUUUUCUAAUUAUUGCUUCCACAUUCUCCCAUCUGGCUUUUUCCCCUCUAGCCCCGCACGCCCACCACAAACAAAACGGCAGUCUUAUAGCCCGUCCCGAAGAUUCAAGUCGAAUCUUUAGUGCCGAAAUGCGAUUUCUCAACACAGAAACUCUUGCCUUCGAGGAAGUGGAAGUGCCCGAGCCCAAGUCAUACGCCAUCCUGUCCCAUACUUGGGGUGAUGGCGAAGUUACCUUCCGAGAUAUGGCCGACAUGGGGGUAGCGAGUCUCAAGGCAGGAUUCGACAAGAUCGCCAAAACCUGCCUGCUGGCCAGGCUCGAGGGGUAUCGCCUUGUAUGGGUUGAUACGUGUUGCAUCGACAAGUCGUCCAGCGCCGAGUUGUCCGAGGCCAUCAACUCCAUGUUCUCGUUGUACGCAGAGUCUGGCAAAUGCUUCGUCUACCUGGGCGACUACCACAGCGAUGUCUUCAUCGACACCGAAUUCGCCGCGUGUAGGUGGUUCACGCGCGGGUGGACGUUGCAGGAGCUCAUUGCUCCAGACGAGCUGCAGUUCUACCAGGCCGGCUGGCAGGCCAUGGGCACUAAAAGAUCUCUGCUUGGCCACAUCCACAACAUAACACGUAUCCCUGCCGUGGUUCUCGAGGACAGGGAGGCCGCCUUCUCUUGUUGCAUCGCCCAGCGCAUGUCCUGGGCUGCCGGCCGGGUGACGAAGAGAGCCGAGGACGUUGCCUACUGUCUCUUGGGCCUGUUUAGGGUAAACAUGCCAAUGCUCUACGGCAUGGGCAAAAGGGCCUUCCUCCGUCUGCAAGAGGAGAUCAUCAAGGACACGAACGAUCUGUCCAUCUUCGCGUGGGUCGACCGAUCCCUCUCCGCAGAUACGGAACAUGGCGUCCUCGCCGAUUCGCCUAGCGCGUUCAAGGGCUGCAGCAACCUCAUCUUCAGCGAAGGCGCGACCUUUACAGGAUCCUUCAGCAUCACCAAUGGGGGUUUGCAGAUCUGCACUGUUUUGUAUGAGGAGUGGUGUACGAUGCGGUUCACCGACACACCAUGGGCCGGAGGCGAAGAAGAAGAGGAUCCUACGCGCAUUCGCGAGAAGCUUUAUUACCUGCAGCUUUGCUACCGGGACCCCACGGUCCACCGUGCCGACAUCAUGCUCGUCUUGAGAAAACAAGGCGACAUGGCACAGUUCUGCCGGAUCCGAUGUAACAACUUUUCGACAGCGGAGAGGGUGUCCCACACGGAUGGCGUGUUCAAGCCGUACAAAGCGGGGGUAUUCCUGGCCGUCACGCCGCAACAACUUUGCUCGACGGGAUACCUUUUGAUAAGUCACGAAUCUGCCUCGCCCGAAAUCAGCUGCAAGGUAAUCGCAAGCUAUCCGACCGGCCGUUGGGAUGCGGACUGGGGAGAGAGCGUCAAUCAAUGUCGCUUCCGCCUGACAGAGGGAUUCUUAGGUUUCCGUAUCACCCAACUCUUCCAUCAACACUACGGAGACCUUGCUUACGCACUGGAGGCAUUCUGGCUGGAACCUUCGCUGGACAGUAGCGCAGAGCCGUUUGUCAGGUGCUCCAUAAACUACCGACAACCCGUCAGUUGGCGCUUUCUCAGGGACUAUGACGACUCGGCAGAGUCUAAGAUAGUCAGCUCACCAUCAAUCAGCCUCUCUGACGCACAAUCGAUGCUCGCAAAGGAGUGGCCCGGUUUUGGGACACAGCAGUCCGCGUCGUGGGCAAUAACCCCGCGCCGCAUUGGGGAGAGGUGGCGGGAUCGAAAAGAAGGGGACUUUAGUGCAACAUUGUCGGUGCCUGAGACUGUGAGGCCGCUGCAUUAUGAAGGUUCCAGGUCCUCGAGAUUCACAACAGCAUCGACGCCCCAACGACUUUGUUAUUCGGUCCAGAUAAAAAUCGAUCUCAAAUACCCGCCAACCGCAGGGCAGACAUCUGUCCCGCCAGCAACCAUGGAGGGAUGACACAGGCCUUGCCCUUUUGUCGCCAAGCUGUCCGCUGGUGCUGGAAAGCAAAAGAUUUGUCCCUGUGAUGGCAAAUGUCUGCACUAGACGCAGACAGCCGAGGCCAGGGCGGCUAGCGCCAUCAUCUCGGCGCUGGGCAUGGCUGCAUGGCGGACACGGGAAGGCACCGGAGGUCUCUGAUAGGCACGGGCGGCCCCGCCCACGUCAGCCCUUCGGGAAAUGGCGUCCGGCGGUCCGGGUGAAGCUUAGGUGGCGCUUACAAACGGAGCGCCCCAGGAUGAGAGAGAGCAAGUGACCAUUGUCGAUGCAGGUAACGUCACUCAAGCACGAGGAAGUCAUGUGAAUAGCAUUGUGUCCCGUUUUAGGAGUCCAUGUCCUCAAUAGUAACGUGGGAUAUCGUAGCCUUUGCCCUGUAUUGUACAG